Molecule: messenger RNA, 2949 nt
Organism: Quercus lobata
Lineage: Eukaryota; Viridiplantae; Streptophyta; Magnoliopsida; Fagales; Fagaceae
Exons: 4
Coding region: 1-2949 (982 amino acids)
Molecular function (GO): RNA-DNA hybrid ribonuclease activity; nucleic acid binding
Source: RefSeq, a predicted model, not a curated record
AUGGUAAUUUUCUGGAAAGAGGAUUUUGACUUAAGCUUUGAAACUUUCUCAAAAAAUCAUAUAGAUACAAUUGUGAAUAAGAACAAGGAUGAUGAAUGGAGAUUUCGAGGAUUUUAUGGAGGACCUAAUACACAGAAUAGACAUGAGGCAUGGGCUCGGUUGAAGAGUUUGAAAGCAAGGGGAUCUGCACCUUGGAUUUGUGCGGGAGACUUUAAUGAGAUAACAAAACAAUCAGAGAAAAGGGGAGGUAGAAUUCGACCACAUGGGCAAAUGCAAGCUUUUAGAGAGGUACUUGAUGAAUGUGGCUUUUUUGAUUUGGGAUUUGUGGGGUCAGAAUUUACAUGGCAUAAGCACUUUGCGGAUUACACAGUGUGGGAGCGCCUUGAUAGAGCUGUGGCAACUUCAGACUGGCUGGCUUUAUUUCCGGAUACCAAAAUCUAUCACUUGGAGGCAGAUGCAUCUGAUCAUAGACCUAUUUUGAUUGUACCGGAUGGGAUGAAUUGUUCACAACAAAGACCGUUUAGAUUCGAGCAGAUGUGGCUGACUGAACAAGGCUGCUCGAACACAGUACAAGCUGUGUGGCAGCGGGACAAUGGGGAAAAUGAGGUUUUAAAGGUGAUACGUAAGGUGGAUGAGUGUGGGAAGGAGCUGACCAAAUGGAGUAGAAAUUGUUUCAAAAAUGUGAGGAAAGAAUUGGAAAAAACAAGGAAGUUAUUGGCAAAAGCAGAGCUGGUUGCGAUGAAUGGGGGCAGCAACAAAAGGAUGAAAUACUUAGAAAAACAAAUCCUUACACUCCUUGACCGUGAGGCAAAAAUGUGGGCUCAAAGAUCCAAAGUGCAAUGGCUUCGUGAUGGUGACAAGAACACUCGCUUUUUCCAUAGUAAAGCAAUGCAAAGAAGAAGAAGAAAUUACAUCAAAGGGUUAUAUGAUGAAAAUGGUCAAUGGUGCACUCACCCAAGCCAUGUGACUGAUACUGUAGUCCAAUUUUAUCAAAAACUUUUUACCUCCUGUGCACCGGUGGACUUUGAGGAGAUUUUGGAGCAGAUACCUACAAAAGUUACAGAAGACAUGAAUGUGGAGUUGCUAAAGGAGUUUACUGCAGAUGAGGUUGAAAAUGCUUUAAAGCAGUUAGCACCCUUAAAAUCCCCUGGCCCUGACGGUAUGCCACCACUUUUUUACCAAGGAUAUUGGUCUUUGGUAGGUCCCGAGGUGUUGGCAAACAGGUUGAAACAAAUUAUGCCACAGCUUGUCUCUGAUCAUCAAAGUGCUUUCAUGGCGGAUCGGUUAAUUUCAGACAACAUCAUGGUGGCGUUUGAGACUCUACACUACAUGAGAAAUCACUCAUCAGGUAACACAGGGUAUAUGGCUUUGAAGUUGGACAUGAGUAAGGCAUACGAUAGGGUGGAGUGGCCAUACAUUGAGAAACUGAUGCGGAAAAUGGGUUUUGCAGAGGCAUGGAGGAUAGUCUUAUCUUCUGCAGGGCAAAAGAAAGCGAGUGUUAGAAGUUAUGAAGGUGCAUCAGGGCAGCAAAUAAAUAGAGACAAAACCACUCUAUUUUUCAGUAAAUCAACCUCUCAAGAUAUGCAAGACAAAAUCAAAACCGCUCUUGGAGUGCCUGUGGUGCAGCAAUAUGAAAAGUACUUGGGCCUACCAUCUUUCAUUGGUCGAAGAAAAAAAGAGAGCUUUGACAAUAUCAAGCAAAGGGUGUGGAAAAAAUUGCAAGGGUGGGAAGGGAAAUUACUGUCUCAGGCGGGAAGGGAGAUUCUAAUCAAGGCAGUGGCACAAGCUUUGCCUACUUACGCGAUGUCGUGUUUCAAGCUACCAAUCGGAUUGUGCCAUGAUAUUGAGUCUUUGGUUAAAAAAUUUUUUUGGGGUCAAAGAGGAGAGAGCAGAAAGGUCCAUUGGACAAAGUGGGAGGAGCUUUGCAAACCAAAGACACAAGGGGGGAUGGGUUUCAAAGAUCUUUCAAGAUUCAAUGAUGCAUUACUCGCAAAGCAAACUUGGAGACUCUUGCAUGAUAAAACCUCACUGUUUUAUAGAGUUUUCAAAGCCAAGUAUUUUCCCAACUGCACAAUCAUGGAAGCCACAAAUCCGAACUCAGCCUCAUAUGCAUGGAAAAGCAUAACUAAGGGCAGGGAAGUAAUAAAGAGGGGUGCGGUUUGGAGGAUUGGAGAUGGAUGUUCAGUUUCAAUUUGGGGUUCACGUUGGUUGCCUGCAAAGCACUCCCCAAAAAUUAUCUCACCAUGUACAGGAGCUUUGGCUGAUGCUAAAGUUAGUGCUCUUUUGGAUGUUGAAAAUAGAGCUUGGAAAGAAGAUGUGCUAGAGGAAAAUCUACUGAGUUUUGAAGCGGAGAUGAUCAAAAAAAUCCCCUUGAGCCACACGGACCAGACAGACACCCUCACCUGGCCUUUCACCCCUACUGGGGAGUACACGGUCAAGUCAGGGUACACUUUUUUCCAACAAGAGUACCAGUCAUCUCAACCUGGUCAAUCUGAUCCGGAGUCUCUAAAACCUCUCUGGAAGUCUAUAUGGAGUUUACAGGUUCCGAAUAACAGGGACCUAACACUCUUCUCCAUGGUGGCGUGGGCAAUCUGGAACCGGAGAAAUAACCUUCACCUCGGAAAACCAGCAGCUCCACUCAACGAGCUGAUACCUCAAGCCCAAGAUAGGAUGCGUGAAUUCAAGCUCUACAACUUCUCAACCAUCAUCCCAGUAGGCCGACCACCAACCAAUUGGCAAGCACCGAGCAGCAACAUUUACAAAGUAAAUUUCGAUGGCGCUCAGUUUGCAGUAGAAAAUAGCGCCGGCUUGGGAGUGGUUAUCCGCAACUCAGAGGGCCAAGUCAUGCUCUCUCUUUCGGAAAAAACCACACUUCCCUUUACAGCUAUCGAAGUUGAAGCAAUGGCAGCAAGGAGGGCUUUGAAGCUAGCACUAGAGACCGGUUUUUAG